Molecule: messenger RNA, 3779 nt
Organism: Vicugna pacos (alpaca)
Lineage: Eukaryota; Metazoa; Chordata; Mammalia; Artiodactyla; Camelidae
Source: RefSeq, a predicted model, not a curated record
GCUGCCUGCUGCCCCCGGGUCGCGGCCGCAGCCGCGGGCCGCACCUGUGAGAGCUGUGCCUCCCCCGACCUCGGCCCCCAAGUUCACUUUUAGCCUUCACAGUCCCGGUGGCCUUCGCACUGUGCUACCCCGGGUCACAAUGAAAGCUUUUUGAGGUCAAAAAUUCCACCAAAGAGUUCUGCACUUUGCUUUUUACUGAGAUGAGCACUGGAUUCUCUCAAACUGGACUGGAUUCAAACCCCACCUCUACCCUCUAUGAGUCUGUGACCUGAGGAACUACCUGCUUCAUAUAAAGUUCUUAAGAUGGCCUUAUAGAAACACAGCAUCUGACAGCAAUGGCCCAAGAGUUCUGAAAAUCUGAAGGCAGCAUCCAGAAAUGGUGACCCUUCUAACACCACUCUCAUUCUGAGACUCAGUGAUCUCAUCCCUGAAGAUAAGAAGAGGUGAGAAUGGCAAUGGUCUCUGCGAUGUCCUGGGUCCUGUAUCUGUGGAUAAGCGCUUGUGCGAUGCUGCUCUGCCACGGAUCCCUUCAGCACACUUUCCAGCAGCACCACCUGCACAGACCAGAAGGAGGGACAUGUGAAGUGAUAGCCGCACACAGAUGUUGUAAUAAGAACCGCAUUGAGGAGCGGUCACAAACAGUAAAGUGUUCCUGUCUACCUGGUAAAGUGGCCGGAACGACAAGAAACCGACCUUCCUGCGUCGAUGCCUCAGUUCUUAUAGGAUUUUGGUGGUGUGAGCUGUCUCCAUGUCUUGAGGGAGAAGAAUGCAAGACGCUUCCUGACAACUCCGGAUGGAUGUGCGCCACAGGCAAUAAAAUUAAGACCACGAGAAUUCAUCCAAGAACCUAACGGAAGCAUUUGUUAUAGUAGUAAAGGAAAACCACCUCUGCGGAAAAUACAUUUUAAGAAUUUAAAACAUCUUAUACAUUAGAAGCCAAAUGGAUUUCUUACUUGCACUUUGACUGGUUACCAGAUAAUCACAGUGCUUUCACUGUGUGUCACGAAGUAUCCUAUAGUGAGAAGACCUGGAGUUUUGGGCCACACCAUGGAAAGUGGGUUAAAGAAAAAAAAAGGGGGGGAGUUUCUCAAUGCAAAUUUUUGGGAUUAUGAAGAACAAUCAACUGUCUUCUAAUUUGGAUCUAUAGUUACUUUGUACCAUUUGAAAUAUAUGUAUAUAUAUAAUAUUUUGAAAUAUUAUAUAUUCUCUUCAAAAAACGAACAGUACCACAGUUUGAGGAGACUGGCGUACCUCUUUGAGUUUUGGACGUUUGGUUUUGUUUUCUUGUCCUUUGUUUUUCUAUCGGCAAGGAAAAGUAUGUGCCCUUUGGAGAGGUCAACGUGGCACUCAACGCUGGACGGCCGGCUGCAGGUGGACUCCUGGAAUCUGAGGCAUCAUAACGAUUCUGAAUCAGGAGCUUCCUUCUCUUUCUACCGGAUGGCCAAGGAAGCUCAGCAUCCUGUUUUAUUGCUUUCCACCCUGUGCAGUAUUAGCAUGCAAGCUUGGCUUACAUAACCACACUUUAUAUUCAACUGGUAUAUAAUAACCUUUCUAACCUCUUCCAGGAAAAUAUUUUUAGAACUACUAGCUUUUCCACAGAUAAGAAAAGUGAGGAUUCCUGAGGGCACUGCUCCACCAUGCUGUCAAGACUCUGGCCGAGUUACGGUAGAAUGUGGGUCCCUGUAUUCAGCUAUGUAAAUACAACGUGUUAAGGCUUUGCAUAGCCGUCCUAGACUGCAGAAAUGUCCUCUGAUUAAACCCAAAGUCUGACAUCAUUGAAGUACAUAGUGCUGUAGCAACAAGUCUUAUCAAUGCACCUCUUUCUAUAUUUGGUUUGUUUUUUUUUUUCCAAGAGUGUUCAGAUCUCUUCUGGUGAGAUGGGAAGACCGUUAAAGCACUGAGGUUCCAGAACAAUCUAUGUGACCAAAUGUUGGACAGGCCUAUUAAAGUGGUAAAUAACUUCUUUCUAAAUCUACUUGUCCUCUUUAUUUGCCCUUUAUUUCUCCUGUAUCAGCUCUAGCCAAAUUCAGAGAACACCCGCUUAGGGACACGUAGUCCGCCAGAAUUUUUUGCAGAGGUCACUGCUGCCAUCGUAACCAGUGUUUGCAACUCUAAUAAUUUGAAGACUAGAAAUCCAUUCCCACAAGUCCAGUGUCCUCAGCCAGCAAGAUGAAAUGUCAAAUCCUAUUAUUGGGCUUCCAUAGUGGUCACUUGGAUGAUGCAUAUUGCGCUCACCUCCCAAAAAAUACAUCCAUAGUCCAUCUUCUCUUUUUGAGAGUUACUCGGCUGAUGCUUAUGUUUCCUUCUAGUUAAGUUCUAGUUUACCUGGUAGAGGAUAAUAGCCCCAUACACUCCUGUUACUUUCCCUAUCGUAUUGCAGGUUUAUCUGUUUUUUCUCCAAAGCCUUUUCUUCAGAAUAGACAUUAUUAGGGGCUGUUACUGGAUCGGCAGCACAGUGGGUCCCCCAGUGGGGAUUUUUUAAGUUAAACUUCAGGUAAAAUCCAGAGGCUCCUUCAUCUCUCCCAGAAUACCCUUAAGUCUAAUUAACUGUAUAAACACUCCAACCAAGUAUAUUUAUUCUGCAUCUUGAAUGCCUGUAAAAGCAUCCAAAAGUGGAAAUGGAAUCCUCCUUGCAAAACCUGAGCCUCCCAGACACUUCCACAAAUAUUUGCCAGAAGGCAGCGUAGAAUUCAUACCAGCAAAUCAGAAUUCCUUGAAUUUCUGGCCCAUACCCAUGUACCAAGAAAUGUAUUAGAAACUGAUUUUCAUCUGUAAAUUUUGGAGUGAAAACUGAAAUCCUAAACCCAAAGAAUGAUCUAGGACAGUACAUCCCAAAAUGUGGAGGAAAAAAACUAUAUUCAAAUAUAUCGAGGAAAAGUUUUUCAACAAAAUAAAAUAGAAAUCCUCAAGAGCCUUUAAUUUACCAAAAAGACACUGUAUAUCUCGAGGAGAGACUAACCCAGAGGGAGCCAAGUAAAAAAUUUCCAGAAUCCAGGCAUGUUGGGUGGUUCCUUGACUAAUGAAGAACUCAUUGCCUGCCUAUUGGGAAGUUACCAGGAAUUAUUUCUGUCUGAGGAUAUCUUUACUGCAUUGUCAUGUCUUCAGUUUUUCAAGAGAACCAGAAAUCUGGAUUUUUCCAUAAAAUCUUCUAACAUUCUAAACUAAGAUUAACUAAAAUGAGAUUAUUUCCUUUGAAAACUCUGCAAGCCUCAUUAUUGGCCAAAAUGUCCUAACCACGUGGCCUUUUCUACAAGAUGAGUGCUUUCUGGAAUUUCCUUUGAAUAGUGUUAGUCCUGACUAAAAAUGCAAUGGGUAGAUAAAGGGAUAUUCUCUUCCUGUGGUCUCGAGCAUACAGACCAUUGCCAUGAUUCACAGUACGUGGGGCUCAGAGCUUUUUCUGUUCUGUGACUACAGCCUGUAUGUCAAUGAAGGAAUUGGUCUAGAGGUCCAGAUCUGUUAGUUCAUUUCCUGUUGGUCACUUAAUGUAAUAGCUUCCCUGGAAAGACCUGGAAGAAGAGAGAAGAGGGGAAAAAAAGACCACAUCAGAAUCAAACAACCAUCCAAUAAAGCAGGUGCAAAUAUUUGUCGAUGUCACCAAAUUCAAUUUGGAUUUAUCCAAGUCCUUUACCCAAAUGCGUGAACCCUCAACUUGUGUUUAAAUUUAACUUGCACCAGUUUGGGGAAUUUUCACUAGCUACCAUCUGCCUAUGGAAUCUGAUGGUUUAAAAACUGGUAUCACGUAUUUCUGGUUAAUAAAGAGCUCAGUGUGGUAUGACUAA